Messenger RNA from Falco peregrinus (peregrine falcon), 5866 nucleotides. RefSeq names its product DTW domain containing 1 (gene DTWD1). Gene Ontology annotation, biological process: tRNA modification. The record is from RefSeq and is a predicted model, not a curated record. Gene Ontology annotation, molecular function: tRNA-uridine aminocarboxypropyltransferase activity. Gene Ontology annotation, cellular component: nucleus. The transcript has 5 exons. The coding region runs from base 524 to 1447 and encodes 307 amino acids. Lineage: Eukaryota; Metazoa; Chordata; Aves; Falconiformes; Falconidae.
CGGCCGCCGGCAGGGCCGCCCGCGGGAGGGGGCCGCGCUCCGCCCUCGGAGGCCUCGGUGUCCUGCCGUGAUAGGGGCCGGGGCCGGUCACGCCUCGGCAGCUCCCGCGGAGCAUCCCAGGCGCAAAGGCCUGUGCCCCGGCAGCUCCCCGCACCCUGCCGGGCCGCGCUCGCCGUGCGGGGCGGCCGCUGCGCCCCGGGGCCGGUACCCCGCAGGCCGAGGCCGCGCCGCCUGGGUGACAGGCUGCCUGGCGGGCUGGGGGGCAGGGUGGGCGCACGGCAGCGCCGGGGGUGAGCGUCCCUUGGGCACCGCACGAACCGUGCACAAACCCCCAGUCCUGAGAGAGGCGGAGGCUGUCCUGGAACCGCAGCCGGAGCGUAGGGGCAGCCUCCGGCAGCAGCGGUUAUCAGGGUCGUGUGGAUGGAGUUGUUACAGUCUCAAAAUCGUAUGACUGAAUCAAGAUUCAGCUCUUACAAGUUGUGUAAACUCUAUUGCUGUCUUUCUAAAAAAUCAUACGCUAACCAUGUCUUUAAAUUCAUCUGCGCUUUUAAAUGAAGAAAACUGUCAGGGACAAAGAAGAAAUACUGAAUGUUUGGAAAGUCUAGAACUGCAGACUCCAUCAUCGCUUCAAGAUAACCCACUUCAACAAUUACAGUUAGCAUCGCAAGAAGUACUGGAAAAGGCAAAAAAGAGUGGGAGAUCAAAAUGCCCCCGAUGCAGCAGUUCAAGGAUGUUUUAUUGUUACACAUGCUUUGUUCCUGUUGAAACUGUCCCUACCAAAGAAAUUCCAACUGUGAAGUUACCUUUGAAGAUUGACAUUAUUAAACACCCAAAUGAAACAGAUGGCAAAAGCACUGCUGUGCAUGCUAAGCUUCUGGCACCUGAUGAUGUUACAAUUUAUAAAUACCCUUGCAUUCCAGAAUAUGAAGAAAAAAGACAUGAAAUAGCACUUAUAUUUCCUGGCCCCAAUUCAGUUUCAGUGAAAGACAUUGCUUUCCAUCUCCAAAAGUACACUAAGAAAGGUGUUUGUGAUAAUGACGAUGACUGUUCCAGAGAGCCAUUUCUUAAACAAGCAAAAAUAGAACCUACAGAAGAAAAAAAUCUAAAUGAAUGCAUUUCAAGCAACAAGACUGAAGGCACUAAACUGAAGAAAAUAAUAUUUAUUGACAGUACCUGGAAUCAAACUAAUAAAAUAAUAACUGAUGAACGACUUCAAGGGUUGCUACAAAUCGAGUUGAAGACAAGGAAAACUUGCUUUUGGCGUCAUCAGAAGGGAAAGCCAGAUACAUACCUUUCCACGAUAGAAGCAAUUUAUUAUUUCCUUGUGGACUAUCAUCAGGAGAUUUUGAAAGAGAACUACAAAGGACAAUAUGAUAAUCUGCUUUUUUUCUUUUCAUUUAUGUACACAUUGAUUAAAAAUGCCAAGUGUUGUGCAGGAAAAGAGUAAGAUGUCUGUCUAUAGGUAGGUAACACUAGAUUUAAUUUUGUUUCUUUUUUAAUGAUAAACUGCACAAACGUAACCUUUUAUCUAACUGAAAUCUGGAAAUAGAUUGUACUCUUAAUAAUAGCUACAGUGUUUGUCCAAAAGUAAGCUGUAGACCUUAUGUCCUGCACAUGUGAGGUUGUAGAACUACUGAUGAGCAGGCUAAUUAGAAUUACUUAUUUGAAAACAAUUACUCUCUGCUAAAUCUUGCUGUGUUUGAACCUACAGACCUGAUAGGCUCACCACAGCGAGAAUACUGCCAUAGGUGAGGACAGGAGGACUUAGCCCCUCUUACCAUAAGGAGUGAUCACUCUAACUGUAGAAAGGAAUUGUGAUGCUAGCUUUUUAGUACUAUUAUUGCUUUGUUUCAGGUGUUUUCUUUGUGUUUUACCCAGUAAUACUGAUUUCACUUUCAUGACAUCAAAAGCUUAUGGAAAUUAUUGGGAUGGUAUUUAAUUUAGAGGGGUGAAGGGCAAUACAAAUGCAAAUACAAAUUGGAUGCGGCCAAUACAAAAUGAAAGACCACAUUAAUUGAAUAGAAUAUGAGUUACGUGCUUUCAAGAUUAAUUCUGGAAAAUUGUCCUAGUAAUAGAAAAGAGCAGUCUCUAAACAUCAUUAUAGAGUGCAUGAUUUCCACAGUACCGCUCACAUACUGUUAUAUUAAGAUUAUGUACAAUUUCUUGGAUAAUUUUAGACUUCUUCAAACAAAUGAAUUUAAUUAAGUGUUUAUUAUUCUGUAAUAUCAUUAUUCUUCUGGGGAACACUAACUUAGUAAGUGUCACUAUGGCAUAUCACAGACAGUAAAAUUUUGUAGAUGCCACAUACUUGUAUUCUAAGAAGCAGAAAAGGCUCAUGACACUGCAGCAGUUGUCUGACAAUGUAGAUCUUUUUACAGGACCUUAGCAAAGUAAUUUGCAGAGACAAGAAGUAGGGAAGAUGGCAGUUCCAACCACACAUUUCUGGUAAGACUUCCUUAAAUUAGGCAGAUUAUGAGUCUGCUGUGUUUUUUCUUUUGCAGUAAUAGUGCAAAUUUGAACAGCAUAAAUAAGACUUUGUCUAUGCUGAUGAAAUUUUUGUUGGUAUGUGUAGCACAUGUGAAUGUAAUUAGACAAGUAUGACUUUGCCAAGCUAUACCAGUACAGCUAAUGCUGGCAGAGGCAGUAGACCUAAGCUAUAUCUUUACAAGUAGAGUUAUACAAAUAUAUUUUUAUCAUACUAGGAUGUUCUGCCAGAAAAAUCCAUGUUGGUAAAGAAUAUAGUCUUAAGGUAGAAAAAAAUGUUUCAUUAGAGGUGUGAUGUAAGUUGGAUAAAUAUUUCUGAAUAUUCUCAGAGGUGCGUUACUUAAGAAAAAAAUUAAUCUUGUCAGUGGCAGAUUGAAAAAUUACCAUAGAUAAAUUUUUAAACAAAAAUGACGAAGUUUUUGUUGUAAUUUUCCUCAGAAAAUCUGCCAAAGUUGUCCCCUGUAGCAUACUCUCCAGGAGGGCAUUCUCAAUACCCUGGUGAACGUAGGAACAGUGCCUUGAAAAUUACUUCAAGAAAAUCUUUUAAUGCUUACAGAGCAAUCCAGGCAGAUGCAAACAACUGAUUUGUACUGCUUUUUAAUGCUUCAAGAUACUGAAACCAAAGUUAAUAUUGCUUAAAACAAAAGGCACAAAUACACUGUCUGCAAGUCAUACUUACCUUCAGAUUUGUAUGCUUAUCUGCACAAGUGAAUGCAUAUAAAAAUGUAUUUCAGUGGACAACCAAAACACAUCUCCUCUAUUUGCAAAAUGAAAUGCUAGAAUGCUAGUUAAGUUACAUGAGUGCACAUGCAGUGUGUGAACUGUAAAAGCAACCACGAGAAACAGGCUGGAAGUCAGAAUGAGAAAGGUAAUUUUUAAAUGUACGUACACAUCGAGUUCAUGUGCCAGGCAAUGAGAAAAAUCAGCAGUCAUGUCUCAGUGCUAUCGAAACAACAUAUUUCUUAUUCAUUUGGUUCUUACUGCUAUUGAGAGAUUAUUUUGGCUUUUUACAGUGAUUAAUGCUAUUUCCUUUGGUAUGAUUUUGAUACUCUUUUGACAUUUCCAUCUGUUCUUGUAUUUCUUAAACAAAGACUGUUGUAAUGCUUUUUAAAAAUCACACAAGUAUAAUAGCUUGAGAAGGAAACUUUCACCCACUUUAAACAAACAAAAAUAAAAUGAACCCACUGACCUAAUGUUUUACAAGAACCAGAGAGAAAAAUGGGGCGGGGGGGGGAGGGGGAGUUACUUCCAAGACACAUUUCCCUGAAAACAUGUUUUUUUUAUUUAAGAAGCAGAGGUCAGAUAAAAGUUUAUAUAAGCUGUUCUUUGUUACUUUUGGAAAACAGUUUCAUAAGGUUCAAAAUGGUUUCCAAAUUUAAGUUUUCUGUACCUCACUUUAUUUGAACAAUGGGAAUUAAGAACCUAUUCCAAAAGUAAAUUAAUUUUAAUUCUCAGGUGAAAUCAAUGUACAGAAAAGAUUUUAAGUCUGGAACACUGUGUCCAGAAAUUGGGUUCAGAUUCUUUUUCUUCCAGUGCAACUUCAGUGUAAUGCAAGAGUCAUUCUUACACCAGCUGACAGAGGCAUAUCUAAUAUCUGUAAUUAAUUAUGGUCUGUUGAUAUUCCUGUGAUAACCUUUUAUAGGGCAGGAAGGAGGUUAUUGUCACUUCUGCUGCAAAUCUGCUCUGUCUGAGCAGCAGAUGUAGUUCCCCCUUCUCCCCCAUCUCCUGCUCUCCCCUCAAAAAAUACUUAAAUCCUCUGUUAAAUUUCUGUAUCGGUAUAAGAAGCUAAACCAAGCCAUCCACCUCACACUGAAAAUGUCUCAAUACCACUGAUCUAUUUGUUUCCAGCUUUGAGACUGAAGAAUAGUUUUGUUCCACCAAAUGAAAGCAAUCAAGUGUUUAAUCCUUUCAAGUGCAAUUAGAAGCACUGACCUCCUUGUUCUUUAAAAUGAGGGUCAGGGGGAGGUAAAGGCCAGUUCUGAGCCUUUUCUUUCAUAUCAGAAUACCCCUUCGCUAACUAUCUCUUCUGUUUCCAAAAACAUCAGACAGCAAGGGAAAAAACAGGCUUCUACCUCCAUUAGCAGUUAACUUAAACAGCCAUAAGUUAAAGGGGGAGGAAAAGGAAGAGCAUCUCUAUCUAUCUCCUUUCACAACAGAAGACAUCUGGCCUCCUGUGGGGAGGCCCCAGAUAACAAAGAACCUGUCAUUGCAAACCUCCGAGAUGCUUCAGAGAGCCGUUUUACCUGCAGUCUGGCUCAUUCAUUUCCUGCCACUGAAGCCAUCUGCUUUUGCUUAUUGUGGGUAUUUUUGUUCUUUGUUUGGCCAGGAGCAUGAAGUGGCUUCACUUCAGCAUGCCUGUAUGCUUGGUCAGAGGGAGGAUUUAAUCCUUUUCUCAAGAUGAAUAAGAGAGGGAGCUGCAAAAAACAAUUCCUUUCCUGGAAGGUAGCACAAAUGUCAUCCAAGCCUAGGUUGAAUGAAGGGUCAUGUCAGUGCAUGGGGUAAAGAAACGCUGAGAUUGAAAAUAGAUGGCAACUUGGAAUCUACAGCAGAACCUUCCAAAGCAUUUGUAAUCUCACCUGAUUUAAAUCCUUUGCUUCUUGCAAUUUUUUUUCAGUUUGAGUCUCUCUGGUUUUCCACACAGGCUUCUUCCGGCCCGAUUGCAGAGUAAUGUAGCAAUCUGCUUUUGCCUUUCUCUUGCACUGAGUUUCAGUAUUUUGCUCAAAUGCUUCAAAAAUCAGUCUGUCUUCAUAAGUGAUAAUCAUAGCAUGCUUAUAUAAAAUAUAAUGUGAUGUGAAAAUCCAUUCCACCGAUCCCUACCUUUGAAAAUGCCAAAAUAAGGAAGAGGGAAAAUUCCCAGUCAGUUUCCCAUCAUUUACUAUAAUGCAGUUAGUGCACUCCCAGGUACCAUUAACUUGUAUCACAAAGUAUUCCAAAAAGCCACGCAUCAGCUGAAUUCAUGAAACUUGUUUUGUGACACAAAUCUUGAUGGUCACACUGCAGCAGUGUUAAACUAGGUGAGCUUUCCUGCUCUGAUGAAAAGAUUGUGUGGCAGUAAGAUGCUGGCCUACAGACAGCAGAAUAUGAGGUCACCCAUUAAGGUAGGGAACGACCCAACACAAUUACUGAAAUAUUAUCCCUUGUCUUGAGAGACAUUAUUUUACUAAAAUUCCAAUACUGUUAUUAGUACGAAUAUUGAUUUUGACUAGCGAUACUUGGCGAUACCAACAUUCAAAUUAAACAUUUAUAUGAAAAUUUUACUACACUGUUUGUGUUCACUUGUGGGAAAGAUAACACGUUGCCGCCAUUUUAUGGAUUCUGAAGAGAAAUCGGAUGCUGUAGAAUUUUGAAAGUAGCAUAUCACAUUAAACUUUAAAAACACUCA